Messenger RNA from Corythoichthys intestinalis (scribbled pipefish), 2633 nucleotides. Its product is annotated as exostosin-like 2. NCBI's taxonomy places the organism in Eukaryota, Metazoa, Chordata, Actinopteri, Syngnathiformes, Syngnathidae. The record is from RefSeq and is a predicted model, not a curated record. The transcript has 5 exons. The coding region runs from base 144 to 1127 and encodes 327 amino acids. Gene Ontology annotation, molecular function: glycosyltransferase activity. Gene Ontology annotation, cellular component: membrane.
CCAAAGUGAGUGAACUGCAUUUGGUGAUUUUUGUGCAUCUAGUGUAAAAUCUGACAAUUUUAUAGCCAUUUUAAGUUUUGUUAUAUUUAUAUAAAAAAAGUAAUUAAUCGGGAUUUUAUAAGGGAACGACUUUGAAUUUUUUAAUGCUGCUGCUCAUGGAGACUAAUAUAUGUCUAAGGGGCUGCAACUGCCGUGUUGGCCGCAACCGAGCCUGCCUGUUUUUUUGGUCCUCCCUGGUGCUGCUGGUGGUUGUUGUCACUCUGAAAGCUUUGCAGUAUCAACAAGGUGACGUAACAGAAAUUCCCAGGGAGUUAACUGACUUCAAGCAGGAGGGCUUUACCCUCAUUAUCCAAACGUACAAGAGAGAUGAUAUCCUCCUGAAGGUCCUAGAACGUUGCCUGGCUGUGCCUCAGCUCCAGAAGAUCAUCAUAGUGUGGAACAAUGUUGAGGAACGCCCCACCCAGAAAUUACGGGAGUCCUUGGCCCAUCACAGUACUGCUAUUGUCUUUUUGGAGCAAAAGAUCAACAGUAUGCAAAACAGAUUGCAACCCUUUUCUGAAAUUCACACUGAUGCUGUGUUGAUGUUGGAUGAUGACAUUCUUCUCAGCGCUUCUGACAUCAGUUUUGCUUUCACCAUUUGGAAGCUAUAUCCGGACCAAAUUGUUGGCUUUGUACCCCGGAAACACGUCGAGACCUCUCCUGGGGUGUACAACUACGAUGGCAUCGGGCUGCCGGAUUCGAAAAAAGUAGGAGGAGACAAAUAUUCCAUGGUGUUGAUCAGCGCCGCAUUCUUCCACUGUCGCUACCUACAGUUGUACAAGGACCAGCCGAAAGCGCUCCACAGUCUGGUAGACGACACCCACAACUGUGACGACAUCGCCAUGAACUUCGUUGUGGCUCUGCACCUGCACAAAGUCUGGGCUGGCGCUAGGCCCGCGGGUGUUUUCGUCAAACCUGUGGACAUGGUCAACCUAGAGAAGCAAGCCGACAGCGGCUUCAAGGGAUUAUGGCAGCGCCCAGAACACUUCAAACAGAGGUCCUACUGUCUCAACCAACUAACUAAAAUUUAUGGUUUCAUGCCAUUGCAGUUCUCUGACAUCAUGGUGAUGCGGUUUCGCAAGAGUUGAGCGUUAGAGAAUGUUUUUAGUGGACAUGCAUGCAUAAACAUGCUGUCCUUCUGAACACGGUUUCAAGUAAGUAGCGCCGUGUUUUGAGAGCGGCCUGAUGAAAGGGAUUGUCUAAACUUCUUUUACUUAUGCAGUUCAUAACUUAAUUAUUGAUUUCGUAAUGUUUUAAUAUCCUUGGGUUAAUGGGUUUUAUAAAUAUAUUAAUUGAGCUUCGCUAUUUUUGGGUAUUUGGGUGGGAUGAUAUGCUAAAGCCUUGCAUGUGACCUUGGCAAUUUUUUUUGCCUUUGAAGCUGUCACAAGAUGGCCACAAAUCAAUUGUCUUCAUUGUAGAAUUAUUACUCUAACCUUAUAUUUUCAAUACUUUAAUAGUCAUAUUACUAUCACAACAAAUGUCCAAUUUAUGUCUUAUAUUUCUAGUGGUAAAUGAAUGCUUCACAGCUUUCCAUAAACAAUGAUUUCUUAACGUGACAUGAUUUAGGAACUAUAGUCCUUCAACAAGGUUAAAUCAGAGAGUCCCCGAUUUAAGGAAACUUGUGGAAGCUCCUCGAUCCGUGAUAUUCAAUGCAUGUUUAAGAGACUUGCGACGCUCCUUAGGUGGAGUCAGAAAAACUUCAGAGUUGCCUGACCGUUUUUUUAAAAAUGAAUUUGAGUGUAGAGGCGUCGAUAUACUUUCCUCUUCCAGAACAGAUAAUAAUUAAGAGGCACUGGGGUACAAAGAACUGUAGAGACUAUAGAUUUAUUUAUUUAUUUAUUUAUUUCCCUGCACUUGAGAUCCAGGCAAACUCCCUUGCAGUUAAUUCUAAAUGGUUCAUAUCAUUUAUCCCCAUUAAGUGAUUAAUAUUAAUAAUGUAAUAACUCAGAGGUCUGGCCAGGACUGAGUUGAUAAACAAUUUAACUUUUGAUGGAGAAAAUAACAUUUCCUAAAAUUAUAAUUAUUAAACCCAGAAAGUAAAAAAAAAGAACAUUAGACCAGCAACAACCUUCAAAUUUAAGGCUGCAAAUCACCCAACAUUUUAAGACUCAUCAAGAAGUUUCACCAGAGCUUUUACUGAUGAGAGAAUAAUCAUUUUAUUAUUCAAAAGACAAAUUGUGAUUUUACUUUGGUAUACAUUUGCUUUGCGGUUCCUGAGAUGUUUGAGUGAUUCAAUGAUAAACGAUAUACUGUAUGAUGGUGUAUUAUAAUCAUGAACUUUUUUCAGUAAAGUGAUUAAACUUGAUAAAUGUGUGUUCUUAUUUUUUGAAAAACAUUAUUUGAUCAUUAAAUUAGUAGUUCCAGUCCUAGUCUGUACAUUUGUUAAUUUGAAUGUUAAUGGCAUUUGUUUUGGUGUACAUUACAGAAUUGUACAAAUAUAACUAUACAUUUUGUAAUUCCUUAGAAUUAUAGUUGUUUUUGAAAAUUGACCAAAGAUUUACAAACAAACAAAAAAGUUAAAAUGGCGCUCCUGGAUUAUCAAGCGCAUAUUGAUUUAGCAUUAAAAUGGUGGACACAAAUGUGACAACAAAUGU